This is a messenger RNA of Callorhinus ursinus (northern fur seal), 1125 nucleotides long. It is a transcript of the gene NPSR1, whose product is annotated as neuropeptide S receptor 1. Gene Ontology annotation, biological process: neuropeptide signaling pathway; positive regulation of release of sequestered calcium ion into cytosol. Gene Ontology annotation, molecular function: vasopressin receptor activity; neuropeptide receptor activity. Lineage: Eukaryota; Metazoa; Chordata; Mammalia; Carnivora; Otariidae. The record is from RefSeq and is a predicted model, not a curated record. Gene Ontology annotation, cellular component: cytoplasm; plasma membrane.
AUGCCAGCCAACCUCACAGAGCGCGGCCCGGACUCCGACGCUUCCAGCGGGACCACACAGACCCUGGAUGCUUCCCCAGUCCUCUGCACGGAAACGGUGACUUUCACGGAAGUGGUGGAAGGGGAGGAGUGGGGCUCCUUCUACUACUCCUUUAAGACUGAGCAGUUGAUAACUCUGUGGAUCCUGUUUGUUUUCACCAUUGUUGGAAACUCCAUGGUGCUGUUCUCUAUGUGGAGGAGGAAGAUGAAGUCAAGAAUGACCUUCUUUGUGACUCAGCUGGCUAUCACAGACUCUUUCACAGGUCUGAUUAACAUCUUGACAGACAUCAUUUGGCGAUUCACUGAAGACUUUCUGGCACCUGAUCUCCUUCGCCAAGUGGUCCGCUAUUUGCAGAUUGUGCUGCUCUAUGUUUCUACCCAUGUGCUGGUGUCCCUCAGCAUAGACAGAUAUCAUGCCAUUGUCUACCCUAUGAAGUUCCUGCAAGGAGAAAAGCAAGCCAAGGUCCUCAUCGUGAUUGCCUGGAGCCUCUCUUUCCUUUUCUCCAUUCCCGCCCUGAUCAUAUUUGGGAAAAGGAAACUCUCUAACAGUGAAGUGCAGUGCUGGGCGCUAUGGCCUGAUGACUCCUACUGGACCCCGUACAUGACCAUCGUGGCCUUCCUGGUGUACUUCAUCCCCCUGACAAUCAUCAGUGCCAUCUAUGCCAUUGUGAUCUGAACCAUUUGGAUUAAGAGCAAAGCCCAUGAGACCAUGAUCUCCAACUGCUCGGAUGGAAAGCUGUGCACCAGUUACCACCGAGGGCUCAUCUCAAAGGCAAAAAUCAAAGCCAUCAAGUAUAGCAUUGUCAUCAUUCUGGCCUUCAUCUGCUGUUGGAGUCCAUACUUCUUCUUCGACAUCCUGGACAAUUUCAGUCUUCUUCCGGACACCAAGGAACGCGUCUAUGCCUCUGUGAUCAUUCAGAACCUGCCAGCCUUGAAUAGUGCCAUCAACCCUCUCAUCUACUGUGUCUUCAGCAGCUCCAUCUGCUUUCCCUGCAGGGAGCAAACAUCACGGGAUUCCAGAAUGACAUUCCAGGAGAGAACUCAGAGGCACGAGAUGCAGGUUCUAUCCAAGCCAGAACUUGUCUAG